This is a messenger RNA of Mya arenaria, 2570 nucleotides long. RefSeq lists its product as uncharacterized. The coding region runs from base 162 to 1883 and encodes 573 amino acids. Gene Ontology annotation, cellular component: chromatin; nucleoplasm. Gene Ontology annotation, biological process: positive regulation of DNA-templated transcription. Gene Ontology annotation, molecular function: zinc ion binding; ubiquitin-protein transferase activity; protein binding. The record is from RefSeq and is a predicted model, not a curated record. The transcript has a single exon. NCBI's taxonomy places the organism in Eukaryota, Metazoa, Mollusca, Bivalvia, Myida, Myidae.
UUCACCUGAAAAGAUGUUAUAGCAAACUUUCUUAAACGAUUUAAAUAGCAUGUAAGUACGGGCUUAAAUGCUUUUACGGACCUUUAUACCAAAGGAUAGAGACAAACUCUGUGCGAGAUGGUCACGUUUGUUAGAAGAAGUGAUAUCAUUCAAUAGUUAUCAUGGAUGUUCAAGUGGUAGAUGAUAGUGAAUUGAAACAGGAAGUAAAAGAAGACACAGAUGUUGCCAUUUCUUUUCCGACGGAUAUUGCACUUUACUGUGACCCUUGUCGCGCCGACGGAGAGGAAAUUCCCGCCGACGGCUACUGCAAGGACUGUCGGGAAUAUCUGUGCGCGGGAUGUUUUAAAGUUCACCGCCGCCCCACCGUCACCCGUCAUCAUAUUCUAUUGGACAAAGAAUAUAUGCCUCGUGACGUCACGAGUGUUAACGCGGCGAAGGACGUCUGCACGGAACAGUGUAUAAAACACGAGCACAAAAUUGUUGAAUAUUACUGUCGAACGCACGAAGAACUCGGAUGCUCCGUGUGUAUGACAACGCGUCAUCGCACGUGCUUAAAUGUCGAUUACGUACCGGAUAUCGUUGAUGACGUCAUCUUUGAAAAUGAGGUCAUCGCUCUGGAAAAUGGUAUAAGCGAACUGAAGGAUUUCAUUAAAGUUGGGCACUCAAGAUUGACUUCCCUGGACCGAGCUAUUGAUAUUAAUGAGAAAAUGGCAUUGGGAAGAGUUAGAGACUUAAGGGUAAAACUUGAUACUUACUUCGACAAACUUGAAAAAGUUGUAACGAAAGAUAUAACAGAACUGAAAGAAGAUGAUAGAAAGAACGUCAGCAGUGUCAAAGAAAAGCUUAGUAAAACCUCAGCGAUUGUUGAUACGUAUGGAACAGAGAUUAGUGAAAAACGAACAGGAAAACAGUAUUGUAAGUUAUUCCUUUUGUUGAAAAGAAAUCAAACUGACGUCAAAUAUUUAAAAGAAGAAACAGAGAGAAUGCUAGAAAAGAACAUAAUCAGACGGUAUGAAUUUCUCCCUGAACAGAGAAUCAAAGAUAUUAAAGAUUAUAUUAAGGAAUUUGGUGAACUAGUAAUCAAAGAAUCGAGCGUCAAGGUCGCCGCCACUGCAGAAUCACUGAACGUCAAAACUGACGUCGAUCAAGUGACGUCAAACAUUUCUGGGCUAGAGCUUCUUUGUACAGACCGGCUUUUAGCGGUAGAUAGUAUGAACAAGGCGGUGAAACUUAUCAAUAUUCCUGAAAAUAAGAUCGAAGGACAGUACAACUGUCCGUCGGAGCCUUGGGACGUCGCGAAAAUCGACGGGCUCAAGGUCGCUGUCACGUUGCCGAAUAUGACGUCAAUUGAAGUUUUAAACGUUCAAGAAAAUGGCAUUAUCAUAAGGAACACACUACUAGAAGUUAAUCGAAACUGCUACGGUAUUUCCUACGCUGACGAGAAGUUAUACGUUACGUAUAAUAAUCCUGGUUGCGUAUACGUUUUAAAUCUACGAGGGGAGACUAUACACUCCUUUACACAAAGUUUCGGUGUACCCUGGUAUAUUUCGCUUAGCCCCGACUCACGGUGUAUAUACGUCGCGGACACGGGCCAGAAUUCCGUUACGUUAAUGGACGUUAACGGAAAAAUUAAGGCUGUCUUUAAGGACGAAUGUCUACUAGGCUUACGUGGACUUACUACGGAUAAGGCCGGGUCGGUUUACGCCUGCGGCUGGGGCUCAAACAACGUCGUACAAAUGACGUCAUACUGCACGAAAGAACAAACUUUACAGGACGGCAAACUACGUCUGGCGCGCCCGUACAGCGCCGCAUAUUGUGACGUCAGUGAGCGUCUGUUUGUUGGGAUGUCAAAUGAUCAGAUCCGUGUUAUCCAAUUCCACUGACCUCUUUAUAGGCACAUAACCUUCAUGGGAGUCAGAUGUGCAUCUACAAUGCCUACAGUUUAGCCGAGUCUGACGCGCAUCUACUAUGUCUAUAGUUUAGCCGUGUUUUAUGCGCAUCUACCAUGUCUAUAGUUUAGCCGAAUCGGAUGCACAUCUACCAUGUGAACAGUUUAUCCGAAUCGGAUGCACAUUAAUCCUGUCUACAGAUUAGAUGAAUUGGAUGAGUUUAGCCGAUUCGGAUGCGCAUCUAACAUGUCUACAGUUUAGCCGAGUCGGAUGUGCAUCUACCAUGUAUAUCGUUUAGCCGGGUCUGAUACGUCUUCUACCAGGCCUGCAUUUCAGCGGAGUCUGAUGCACAUCUACCAAGUCUACAGUUAAACCAAGUGGGAUGUGUAUCUACCAUAUUAACAGUUUAGCCGUGUCUGAUGCGCAAUCUACCAUGUCUACAGUUACAUGUAUCUCUUAACACUGCUCAGUGGCUAAGACGUGCAUAGUUUAUUUCGUUGACAUAUGUGAUUAUUGUUGAUAAAUGUGCUUUAUUUAUGAUAUUAACGUUUUCUUUGUAUAAUAAGUCAAUAAAUUCAAUAAUUAACUUAAUAUACUUGUUUGAAUAAAUUGCUUGUCAGAGGACAUGAUACAUUAAAAAAGUAUAAUUAUCCGUAACACGCUUAACGGGUAUAUUUUAUU